Naegleria fowleri is the source of this 2019-nucleotide messenger RNA. RefSeq lists its product as uncharacterized. Gene Ontology annotation, molecular function: ATP-dependent protein folding chaperone; ATP hydrolysis activity; misfolded protein binding. The record is from RefSeq and is a predicted model, not a curated record. The transcript has a single exon. Lineage: Eukaryota; Heterolobosea; Eutetramitea; Acrasida; Naegleriidae. The coding region runs from base 1 to 2019 and encodes 672 amino acids. Gene Ontology annotation, biological process: endoplasmic reticulum unfolded protein response; protein refolding; cellular response to unfolded protein. Gene Ontology annotation, cellular component: cytoplasm; endoplasmic reticulum chaperone complex; membrane.
AUGACAAAGCACAACAUCCUGUCGAAGGCUUUGUUAUCUUUUCUUCUAGUAUGCCUUUUAGCAUCAUUCCUCAUUGCUGGAGAGACCGAUAACUCAACGAAAUCGGAAAAGAAGAGUGGCGGACCAAUCAUUGGUAUUGACUUGGGUACAACAUACAGCUGUGUUGCCAUCUAUAAGAACGGAAAAGCUGAAAUUAUCGUCAAUGAUCAAGGUAAUCGUAUUACACCAUCAGUAGUUGCUUUCACCGAAGGUGAACGUUUAAUUGGUGAAGCAGCCAAGAACCAAGCAGCUCUCAAUCCAACCAACACUGUUUAUGACGCAAAGAGACUCAUCGGUCGUCGUUUCUCUGAUACGGAAGUUCAAAAGGAUGCUGGUCUCUUGCCAUACAAGAUUAUUGAUAAGAACGGAAAGCCUUACAUUCAAGUUGAAAUUAACGGAGAGAAGAAAGUUUUUGCUCCAGAAGAAAUCUCCGCAAUGGUUCUCCAAAAGAUGAAGGCUAUUGCUGAAACAUAUUUGGGACAAAAGGUCACUCGUGCUGUCAUUACUGUGCCAGCAUACUUUAACGAUGCUCAAAGACAAGCCACAAGAGAUGCCGGAACUAUUGCCGGAUUGACUGUUGAACGUAUUAUCAACGAACCAACAGCCGCAGCUAUUGCUUACGGAUUGGAUAAGAACAAGAAGGACGUCAAUGUUCUUGUUUUCGAUUUGGGUGGUGGUACUUUUGAUGUUAGUUUGUUGAACUUGGAUGAAGGUCUCUUUGAAGUUUUGGCCACUAACGGAGAUACUCACUUGGGUGGUGAAGAUUUUGAUCACAGAGUCGUGAGAUAUUGCUUGGAUGAAUUCAAGAGAAAGAAUCCAAAACAAGCCCAAUCCGUUGAAAAGGAUAAGAAGGCCAUUCAAAAGUUGAAGAGAGAAGCUGAAAAGGCUAAGAGAGUUUUGUCUUCCCAACACGAAGGAAGAAUUGAAAUUGAAUCACUUCAUGAUGGUAUUGACUUUAGCUUGAAGUUGACUAGAGCCAAGUUUGAGCAAUUGAACAAUGAUUUGUUUGUUAAGACUUUGAAGCCAGUCGAACAGGUUCUUAAGGAUGCCAAGCUCAGUAAGGAACAAGUAGAUGAAAUUGUUCUUGUUGGUGGUUCUACUAGAAUUCCAAAGGUUCAACAAUUGUUGAUUGAUUUCUUCAAUGGUAAGAAGCCAAAGCAAGGAAUUAACCCUGAUGAAGCUGUUGCAGCUGGUGCUGCUAUUCAAGGAGGUAUUUUGGGAGGUGAAUUGGAUGAAGACAUUGUCCUUGUUGAUAUUGCUUCCCUUUCUUUGGGUAUUGAAACCGUUGGUGGAGUUAUGACCAAGUUGAUUCCAAGAGGUACUAAGAUUCCAACUCAAAAGUCACAAAUCUUCUCUACAUAUCAAGAUAAUCAACCAGGUGUCUUGAUUCAAGUUUAUCAAGGUGAACGUGCCAUGACAAAGGACAAUAACCUGUUGGGUAAAUUCGAAUUGACUGGUAUUCCACCAGCACCAAGAGGUACUCCACAAAUUGAAGUCACCUUCUCUGUUGACGCUGAUGGUAUUCUCCACGUUACUGCCAAGGAUACCAAGACUGGUAACCAAAAUAGUAUUACUAUUACCAACGAUAAGCUUAACAUGGAUCAAGCUGAAAUUGAAAGAAUGGUCAAUGAAGCUGCCAAGUUCGAAGAAGAAGACAAGAAGCAAAAGGAAAGAAUUGACGCCAGAAACGCUCUUGAGAGCUAUGCUUAUCAAUUGAAGAAUCAAUUGGAUGAUGAAAAGUUCAAGGAAAAGCUCCCAGCUGAAGAUAAGAAGGUUAUUGAAGAUGAAACCAAGACCACUAUUUCUUGGUUAGAACAACAUCAAGAUGCCUCUAAGGAAGAAUUCGAAGAAGAAAAGAAGAGACUCGAGGAGAAGAUUAGACCAAUCAUGACUAAAUUCUAUCAAUCUCAAGGUGGUGCUCAACAGGGAGCUCCAGGAUCGGGUCCUUCAUCAGCUGGUGCUCAACACGAUGAGCUGUAA